AUGGUCUUCAGGCCAGCACUCCUCACACCACUGCUGCUCCUGGCCCUGGCGGUCCACAGGCUGACGGCAGAUCUGUCUCCUCAAGAUCGGCUCAGCAUGAAUAAGACGGAGGAGUUUCCAUUGCCAUCUUCCUUUUUGCCUCUGAAAGAGUCUGUGCGCCCCAUCUCGGACCAUAACUACUAUGCUAUGGGCGACUCAAGUUCAGAUGAAGACUCAAAGACUGGCGCACAAGGCAUCCAUCUCCUUCUCAGACCACCAGACCUGCUGUCUCCCAGUAUCCCACCGCCUCUGCCCCCGUACGGCCAGCCCACCAUAACUCCCCCACACCCCUCGCUGGAGCACGGCCCGUCGUUAGAAGAGACUUGGGGCUCGGGAGAUUACGUGGAAACUCUGUCCUUUGUGGUGCCGGAAGGGGAUGACCUCGUCUUGGCCACGCCGAUGCCCAGUCAGCCGUAUGACGACGAUGAUGAUGAUGGUACUGACCACUGGGUUUCAUACAACACGGCGUUACCCAAGAGGCCCACACUCCCCCUUGUCUCUCGCCUCUCACCAUCCUUUUCUACUCCCACCAUAGACCUACACACAGGGCCAGACCUGUUCCCCACGUGGGACGAUGACUAUGAUCCAGAUGACAUGAUGCCUCUGGAGCCCACUGAGCUGCUGCUGCCUGACAUGAAUAGUUUGGAGUAUUACACUAACCUGCUCGCCCGGGAAAGGGAACGAGAGCGGGAAUGGGGAAGAGAGCAUACCGUAACUAAACCGUCCAUAUCUCCCACAGCUACACAAUCUCCAACACACAUUCCCCCAACUCCUUUGCCAAGCUCACCUGUCAGUACUGAGGUCAGCAAGCCCACACCCCCCCUAACCCUUUCCCCAACAGUGACAAGCACAGUCAAGCCCUCUGCUGCCCCUACACCUCCACCAAAAGUUAAAGAUUUCACUCCUAUAUCGGUGAAACCCCCGCCUCCUCCACCACCAAACACGACGACUCAAGCUCCCCCUAAAAGCUCACCAUCGUAUCCAAAAAAGCCAGAUCGGCCUUCAGUAAUCACCGAAAAACCCACAACUACUACCCUUGCUUCUACUACCAAAACUACUCUUGCUACAACAACCAAAUCGAUUGCAAAGACCACCCAAAGGACAGUGGUUAGCUUCACCAGGACGCCGCAAGUUUCCACACCUCGCAUCAGCCCGCCAACCAGACAGUACCUUUGCAAUAUCACCAAACCAGAGAUGUUCCUGGUCAGAAUAGUAAGCUCAAAAGGUUCAUCGGCAAGUUUCAGUCCUGUCAGAGAGCUGCUAAAAAGAGAGUUCAACCGCUCUGUGGAGCUCCAGUUUCUGAGAACACCAUCAAGUUUUGCUUUCCGUGUUGUCUCUGGACCUUUGAUCUACACGGCUAUGUCUGUCAUCAAUGCGCUUCGACAAACAGGGCGUGGCUUUGGCCCGAUACCCACAGUCUCUCCUCUCUUUACCGUCCCCGACCUGGUCUAUCAGAUCCACACCAUUCUGCAGUUUGUACCCUCACACAUAGAUGUAAGAGUAUGUAAUUUCAGCCAGCGAGUUGAAAAGGGUUUGCUCAUGGCCUUUGCUGAAAGUCGCAGACGGGCUCAUGAGAAUACCAACAUUAGUAUCCAGCUGUUGAAUAUCACCACUGGUUUGAAGAGACUUGAGAAGCAGCAGAAGGCACCUGUGGACAUUACCUUUGCUGUAAAAGAUGGACGUGGCUACUUGACAGGAUCUGAGGUCAGCGAACACCUGAGGAAACUCAGUCAAGUUGAAUUUAGCUUCUACAUUGGAUUUCCGGCUCUACAGAUCGCAGAGCUGUUGUUGGGUGUUCAGGAUCAGCAGGUUGCUGAGAGAAGCUUUAAAGCUCGACUAGAGAGACGUCUGGCUCUUCUGUUGGAGGAGGGUCUGAGUGGAGUCAGCAGAAGGCGCUGGAGGAGAGCUACAGCCGUCGCCAACAACAGUCUCCAAGUGGUGCGGGUGGCAAAGCUGUCUGGGGCAGAGCGCCCUCUGGAGGUGUUGUAUUUUGUGGAGGGCCCAGGUGGUGUGCGAAUACCUGCAGAGGUCACAGCUGCCACUCUGAACCGUCUCGAUCUGCAGAGGGCAGCGAUCAUAAUUGGACAUAGAGUUCAGAGGCCUUUGGCUCAAUCUGUGGAGAUGCUGACAGUGCCUCCUGCAGAGACUCAGGCCAGCAGCAUCUGGCUCAUUGUUGGUGUUGUGGUUCCUGUCAUCCUGGCUGUCUUCAUUAUCAUCAUUUUGUACUGGAAACUGUGUGGUUCAGAUAAGCUGGAGUUUCAGCCGGAUGCAAUCAACACCAUUCAGCAGAGGCAAAAGCUUCAGGCCCCCAGUGUUAAAGGUUUUGACUUUGCAAAACUACAUCUCGGCCAGCACAGUAAAGAUGACAUUAUGGUGAUUCAGGAGCCUGGAUCUCUGCCAGCUCCUGUCAAAGAGCCAACACCUUCAGAUGGCACAGAUCUUAAUACUCCAAAAUCAAAAGGAUCAUCCACUAAAGUUGCGAGGUCUACCCGACGUAGGGGCAGAAUGAGCCCAUCCGAUGGAGACUCACUUGGCAGUGAUCAGUCUAGUGGCAGAGAGUCAGCAGAGGAGAGUACUCGUCCCGUGGCAACUCCUGUUGAGGGAAAACAACAGAAGAAGCCCAAAAGUGGGAGGAAUAAGAUUGGCAGUGGCCCAGACGAGCUGCUCUCCUCCUCAUCCAUAUUUGACCAUGUUGACCGCGUGUCAAAAGGGUCCUCUGAGUGUGCGCGCCGUCCAGCCAACAAGGUGCAGUUAAUUGCGAUGCAGCCGCGCCCCAGCCCCUCAUCCCAGCACACACCUGCACCACACAGCCCCACUCAUGCAGAGAAGGUGGCUUUGCGGCAAAAGUCAGAGAUUGAGCAUCAUAGGCACAAGCUGAGGCAGCGCGUUAAGAGAAGGGGCCAGUGCGAGUUCCCCUCCAUGGACGACAUCAUGGAUGCAUUUGGGGACGGCCCGGUGCAGAGCGAGGCAGCUCAGCGUCUGUACAGCUCUGCUCAUGAUCACAUGGACUGUAUCCUACAGCCUGACACCCCAUCACCCCCAACUCCCUCAGACUCCAGGAAGAGAGGGAGACGGUCACCGCGGGGUCAUCGCCCUCACCAGGGUCCUGGAAGUCUACCUGAUACAGACAGAGACAGACUGCUCAUGGAUCAUGGAAGUGCCACAUACAGAAAAUAUCCAGGCUUGAACAAUGUGGCAUACAUGUCAGACCCAGAUCUUCCGCAGGACCAUGGAAGUCCUUCUCCCACAGACGAGGUGUUUGACUCUGCUCCUCCACCACCGCCCUACUUGCCCCCGCAGCCGUCUAUAGAAGAGGCCCGGCAGCAGAUGCACUCCCUGCUGGAUGAUGCCUUCGCUCUGGUGUCUCCAUCGUCGCAGAGUAGCGCUGGGGUAAGCGGGUUAAGCCCUGCCCUGCCUUGCCCGUCCCCACAGGUCCGCCGGCCGGGCAGGCAGUGGGGCUCUUACCCAGCCGCCCCCACUCACAGCCCUUUCUCUGCUAGAUACGCAGAGCUGGGGAUGUCACCCACUUCAAUCCAGGGUCUUCUGCAGAAUCAGAUUGGUGCGUACCCUGGGGUUGGCCGCAGUAUGUCCGGCCCCACUGGCUCUAGUUGGAUCCAACAGCAUUCAGACCAGGAACUCUCCAGACCUGGAGCAAGUCGAGAGAGUGUGCUAUCAUUCCCGGAGUUCUCUUCGUCAUCUGUUUUCCAGAUGCCUAGUUCAUCGUUGAGGGACUCUCAUGCUCCUCCUCUCCUCUUGACUUCACCGACUCCUGAGUAUCCUCCAGACGACGCGUCUCCCUCGGCACACACCUCAGCUUCUCUAAUAAAAGCGAUCAGGGAGGAGCUGCGUCGCUUGGCACAAAAACAGACAGCAGUAACCAGCUAUCCCUAA
Messenger RNA from Knipowitschia caucasica, 3930 nucleotides. Lineage: Eukaryota; Metazoa; Chordata; Actinopteri; Gobiiformes; Gobiidae. The record is from the annotation of a GenBank genome assembly.